Gavia stellata (red-throated loon) is the source of this 1755-nucleotide messenger RNA. It is a transcript of the gene KCTD19, whose product is annotated as potassium channel tetramerization domain containing 19. The record is from RefSeq and is a predicted model, not a curated record. Lineage: Eukaryota; Metazoa; Chordata; Aves; Gaviiformes; Gaviidae.
AUGACGAAUUUAGCGGAGCACCAGGCAGAGCUCAUAGAUGUUGCUAUUCCAAAAACCUUCUCCUGCAACGAGCAUCCCUCCAUGGAGCGUAUUGCGCCAGAACCGGAGAGCAUUAUGGAAUCUGCAGGAGAAGAAUUAAUUGGUUUUAAUGUCGGUGGCUGGUAUUUCUCAAUUCCCGAAAGUAAAGUCCCUCGGUUUCCUGAAUCUCUGUUGUGGAAAGAAGCUUCUGUACAAGAUCAGCCUGAAAAUCUAAGAUUAUUUAUUGACCAAGAUGGUUUUAUAUUUAGGCACCUUCCAUAUUCCAUGAAGACUUCAAAACUCUCUUUUUUCAGCUGUGCUGAAUUGAACUUACUGUAUGAGCAAGCAGUAAUUUUGCAGCUGACACCUUUAUUACAGGUUUUAGAUAAUUUGAAGGAGAAGGAAUAUGGUUUAUGCUUCCAGCCUGCAAAUACACCAGUACCUGAAAGAACAUCUCCAAAUUACUGGAGAACACAAAAGUGUACCAGCAAAUUCUCUGAUUUUCUUCACCUAGGGUUACAUGACAGAGCUCCCCUAGGGCUGGUGGAUACACCUGGACUAGAUACGGAAUACGAAGUGAAUUAAUGGUUUUUGCCACUAAAUUUGGUGGCAAAAUAUCCUGUACUAGUUAAUGACGACAGCUUGCUGUGGCUGCUUGAGAGUGCAGCCCUGAUUGAGUGUGAGUGCAGUGGAUUCCGCUUCACGGUUAAUUUUCUUCACUCAGAGAAGAUGACGUUGCCUGAUGACUUCUCCAACACAGAUGCCUUGGAGGAAGAAGUUUUAAUUCUGGGGAUUCCUGAGCUUAUAGAUGCUGUGAAGAUCUGGGCCGGAGAGGUGGCCGUGGCUGGGGGGUCCCCACCGCGGUCCCCGCUCUACGCCAUGGCACUGGGGCUGCUGGCCAACUACCCAGAUUUGGCUCUGGGACAGCUCUGAGUGGGCAGUGACCUGGGCAGGAGCCACCUGCACCUCUCCGGCGACGGCGUCCUCUUCCAGCGCGCCAGGAAUUGGCUGGGAACUUGCCGACUUCCUCUCACUGAAAAUAUUUCCGAAAUCCAAGAGCUCUGUGCUUAUUUGGACAAAAGGGACAGCACCUACGAGCCAAUGGAAGAUGCUUUAAAAUGCUAUCUGAAACAACAGACGCCAGCAGCAAGCAGAGAUUAUAAGGCAGACCGGACAGUGGAAGUAUCCAUAUGCUCACUGCAUCAGGUUGUGAAGGUUUCUGUAGGAAGUAAUUGGUAUGAAACUUAUUUACAGACUCUAUUGAAGUACCCAGAGCUGCUGUCAAAUGACAAGAAAGUCUGUUGGAUCACGUAUGGUCAAAGUCUUCUAAACCACGGACAUGGGCAAAUGUUUUGGCACGUUCUCAACUUUCUAAGGCUUAGGAAAUUGGUUUUGCCAGCUGAAUUUAACAGUGGGGAGAGUGUUUUCAGCGCUCCGCCGGACGGCAGCCAGCCGGAUGCCCCGACCGCUCCAGCCCUGUCCAAAGCGAUUGGUUUUGUUAGCUUUGCUCUCUCGGGUGAGGAGAUAUUCUACGCCAGGAAGUGCCACUUUUUCCUGACUGAUGUCAUCCUGGACUCAGUAAGGCAGCAGGAUCCCAAAAAAAUCACAGCCAAAAUCAGGACCCUUGUGACCAGCCUCUGGGUGGUGUGCCCUGUGUGGAAGUACAGCCGCUGCCUCAAGUUACUGAUCUGGAGAAGGCUUGCUAGAGCAGUCUCAUACUCUGCCAUGGAAAUUUAA